AUGAUUCUUCCAUCUUUUAUUCAAGAACCAGUCUUUGCCCUUAUAGGCGAAGAAUGCUACAACUCACUUAUCACAAACCUCAAUAUCAGUGACACACAAUGUACAAAACUAGUAUUCUCCAAAGCACUCGGAAUCGGUAUUGUGCUAGGAGGUUCACUAAUAAAACUGCCACAAGUUUUAAAAAUUAUAGCUAAUGGUUCAGCACGCGGGCUAAGUUUUGAAAGCUAUGUACUCGAGACAAUAGCAUAUGCAGUAGGGUUAGCCUACAAUUUCCGACAAGGCAACCCGUUCAGCACAUACGGGGAAAGCUUUUUCUUGACAAUACAAAAUAUAAUCAUACUUUUGUUAAUUCUGAAAUAUCGAGGACAAGCGGAUCGUCUCGUCGUUGCCGGCUUGUCUAUUGUCGUGAUGAGUUAUGCGUUAAAUUCGUCAUCACUGAUCAAUGAUUCUUUGUUGGCCUUUUUGCAGGCAUGCUCGAUCCCUCUGUCGUUGGCUGCAAAGAUUCCACAGAUCAUACAGAAUUAUACGAAUGGGAGCACUGGACAACUUUCGGCGUUUGCAGUGUUUGGGUAUACUCUUGGAUCGAUGGCUAGAGUUUUCACUACUAUUACCGAAGUUCAUGAUCCGAUUAUUCUGGCUGGUUUUAGUUUGGCAACGCUUUUUAAUGCUGUUUUGGCUUUGCAGAUGGUUGUUUAUUGGAAUGCGGUUGAUGAUGCGGUUAUUGUGAAGAAAAAAGAAUAA
Messenger RNA from Ambispora gerdemannii, 741 nucleotides. The record is from the annotation of a GenBank genome assembly. NCBI's taxonomy places the organism in Eukaryota, Fungi, Glomeromycota, Glomeromycetes, Archaeosporales, Ambisporaceae.